AUGUCCGACUCCCCGCAGUCCAAUCCAAAAGAUGUCGAGCAGGACGUACAGUCUCCGAACGAGGACGACCAAAUGAAUGAUCCUCAAGACCCACACUCGAGCGCGCUCGGCUACGAGUUCGAGGUGAAGGAGCAAGACCGGUGGUUGCCCAUAGCCAAUGAUGAACGUCACCAGACUCCGUUACACAUUGUGCAAGGUGCAAGUGUGCAGUGCGAGUGCCUGUACGCUUACAACGAGAACGAGGAUGCUGUGGAAGGGAACGUUAGAAAAUGGUUGGAUGAACAUGGACGGCUGGAACGGAUUGGAAGACGUCUCCUUUGGCACUGUUCUCGGCCGACGGCCGCAAAGGCACGCACCUGCCUUCGUGUUGUACUCACGGCGCGUGCAGCAGCAGGAGGCAGGUGGCAGAGGCAGACAAUCAGCGACGACAAGCAGCGUGGGACACCCCUGAAAGGAACUCGGACGGGAGCCUGCGUAUUGCUUGCAUGCGCGCCUUUCUUCCUUUCCACGCCUCUUGUCCGAAGGAAAGAAAACGGCUGGGGAAACGCGUCGCAGCCCUUGCCUCCGAAGCCUGAAGCCUGCAGCUACACCUUGCCCUUUGCACAAAUCGCCUCUGCUCCAUUCUCCAUGUCCCGACAGCGCUCCUCCCCCUCCAAGUCGCCAGGCGAAGGGCGUGGCUUGUCUUCGCGGCUUGACAAGCACGAUGUAUACGACGCUAACAUUCGAAACUUUGCUCCAGUUGCCCGCAUCAUGAAACAUGCGCUCCCAGAGAACGCCAAAAUUGCAAAAGAGGCCAAGGAGUGCAUGCAGGAGUGUGUCAGCGAGUUUAUAUCUUUUAUCACCAGUGAAGCAUCCGAGAAAUGCCACCAAGAAAAGCGAAAAACGGUUAACGGCGAAGAUAUUCUCUUUGCCAUGACGUCAUUGGGGUUUGAGAACUACGCCGAAGCUCUCAAAAUUUACCUCUCGAAAUACCGCGAGUCUCAAUCAAAUCGUGGAGACAACCAGCAGGGUCGUCCUGGCAGCCAGGGCUUCGGUGCCGCCGGGGGCGCAGGCGCGGCUGGCGCGGCUGGGUUCCAGGGCGGUUCCGAGCUCCCGGCCGCCGAGGGUGGUGCCGAUGCGUCUAACUACAUGUAUGGCGCGCAGGCCGGCCACAACGGAUCUGCUGGCGGCGAGGGCGGCUACUAA
Molecule: messenger RNA, 1185 nt
Organism: Sporothrix schenckii 1099-18
Lineage: Eukaryota; Fungi; Ascomycota; Sordariomycetes; Ophiostomatales; Ophiostomataceae
Exons: 6
Coding region: 1-1185 (394 amino acids)
Biological process (GO): regulation of transcription by RNA polymerase II
Cellular component (GO): CCAAT-binding factor complex; nucleus
Molecular function (GO): RNA polymerase II cis-regulatory region sequence-specific DNA binding; DNA-binding transcription activator activity, RNA polymerase II-specific; protein heterodimerization activity
Source: RefSeq, a predicted model, not a curated record